Messenger RNA from Notechis scutatus (mainland tiger snake), 5633 nucleotides. RefSeq names its product autophagy related 13 (gene ATG13). The record is from RefSeq and is a predicted model, not a curated record. Gene Ontology annotation, biological process: autophagosome assembly; protein localization to phagophore assembly site; piecemeal microautophagy of the nucleus. Gene Ontology annotation, cellular component: Atg1/ULK1 kinase complex; phagophore assembly site; cytosol. NCBI's taxonomy places the organism in Eukaryota, Metazoa, Chordata, Lepidosauria, Squamata, Elapidae.
AGCCGAUGAAAACAAACAGCAGCAAUGGCGGCGGUGACGGGAUCCCGGGGGAGGCUGUGGUCGUGAGGCGCCGUCACGGCCCCUCGCAGUAUCCAGCGAAGAAACCCGGUUAGGGGGGCGAUCAGCCCGCGGUUUUCUUUGCCCACAAGAGUUUCUCGGACGGAUUUUCCCGGAAAAAAGCGCCACUCGGACCGGAGUCUAUUCGUAGCCUAGCCGGAGGCAUUUGUCUGAACCAAGCCUGGAAAGAGAAGCUGUUGGUGUUGCCACCUCCCCAAGGCCAAAUUCUGGUUUUUAGCUCGGGGUUAAACGGCUCCAACCGCGCUCUUCACCUCAAGAGCCGAGCUGAGAAUUUAGACUCCUUCUCCUCUUGCGCCUUUCCUGGCUGUACCCAACGAGGAAAUUUAGGUAGCGUAGCCAGUCGCCUACCGAGUGGACACGGGGGUUCCUUAGUGCUUUUCCUUCUUAGUUGGACAGAGAAGAUCCCAUUGCAAAAGACACUGGUUUCUCUGCUCUCUGAAACCGAGAAGGUCCUCAACAGGAAGAAGAAGAAAAAGAGGCAUCUUCCAUCCUGUAUCAAGACGGAGAGGUCGGGAGUAAGAGAAGCCAAAUGAAUAUGGCCAAGCAAAGAGGCUAGGAGAAGCCUCUUGGGUUAAUCCCGGGAUGAAACCUCGGAUUGUCACCUCAGCCUCUCUUGCGCAGACUUUCAUAUGCAAUGGAUACUGACCUCAGCUCCCAGGACAGGAAGGACUUGGACAAGUUCAUAAAAUUUUUUGCUUUGAAGACUGUACAGGUGAUUGUGCAGGCCCGACUUGGAGAAAAAAUCUGCACUCGCUCAUCCUCCUCACCAACAGGCUCUGACUGGUUCAACUUGGCAAUCAAAGACAUACCAGAAGUUACUCAUGAAGCAAAAAAAGCUUUGGCAGGACAGCUGCCUGCUGUUGGGCGGUCAAUGUGUGUGGAAAUCUCCCUUAAAACCUCUGAGGGAGAUUCCAUGGAGCUGGAAAUCUGGUGUUUAGAAAUGAAUGAAAAAUGUGAUAAAGAAACCAAAGUUUCCUACACUGUGUACAAUAGGCUGUCUCUACUGCUGAAAUCUUUGCUUGCUAUAACAAGAGUGACACCAGCCUAUAGACUCUCAAGAAAACAAGGUCAUGAAUAUGUCAUAUUGUACAGGGUAUACUUCGGAGAAGUGCAACUGAAUGGAUUGGGAGAAGGAUUUCAGACAGUCCGAGUUGGGACAGUUGGUACUCCACUAGGCACAAUCACUUUGUCAUGUGCCUACAGAAUCAACCUAGCAUUCAUGUCUACCAGGCAGUUUGAGAGGACCCCACCUAUCAUGGGGAUUAUCAUUGAUCACUUUGUGGACCGUCCCUACCCCAGCUCCUCACCCAUGCAUCCCUGCAAUUACAGAACAGGUGAAGAAAAUGCAGUGGCAUAUCCAUCAGUAGAAGAUUCUCAAGAAGUAUGCACAACCUCUUUCUCUACUUCUCCCCCGUCCCAGUGUGUAUUUACUGUCACUAAAGCACAUUUUCAGACUCCUCCUGUGGUGAUGGAUACCUUGAAGGGCCCUAUGAUGGGGCUGACCUUUUCACCUCAACUCUCCAGCUCUCGUCUUUCUUAUCAGCCUGCAGCCUUGGGAAUUGGAUCAGCUGACUUAGGCUACCCAGUAGUCUUUGCUGGCGGCUUGAGUGCUACACAUCCUCAUCAGUUGGUAGUUCCAGGAAAGGAGGGAGGAGGAGUACCUAUGAUUCCUAGCCAACCGAUGCAUGGCACCCAGGCAGAUCAUGAGAAAAUAAUGACAGGCAAUUCCCCGGAUGGAGGCCAUUACUCUGCAGUUACUCCAUCUAGUAGUGAGGAUCCAGAAACCGUAUCUAACAGCAGUGAAGGAAAGAGUGGUUCUCCACGUGAUGCCUUGGACACCUUCUUUGUCCGAAAGGUGGGAGCCUUUGUCAACAAGCCCAUCAGCCAGGUGACAAUGGCCAGUUUGGACAUUCCUUUUCAAAUGUUUGCUCCCAAGAGCUUUGAACUAGAAGAUAACGAUCCCAUGGUAAAUCCUCCUGAUUCUCCAGAGACGGAGUCUCCCUUACAAGGGAGCCUACACUCAGUGGGCUCCAGUGGCAGCAGCAGUGGGAAUAUCCAUGAUGAUUUUGUUAUGAUAGAUUUUAAGCCAGCAUUUUCUAAAGAUGACAUUAUCCCCAUGGACCUAGGGACUUUCUAUCGUGAAUUUCAGAAUCCUCCUCAACUCAGCAGCCUCUCCAUUGAUAUUGGAGCUCAAUCCAUGGCAGAAGACCUGGACUCACUGCCCGAGAAAUUGGCUGUUCACGAGAGGAACGUCAAAGAAUUCGAUGCUUUUGUAGAAACCUUACAGUGAAAUUGAACCAAGUUAGAACAGCCUUGGACGUCCUUUUUGACACUCUGGAAAAGGAGGCCUAUACAUUUUGCACCUUCCGGGUCCUGUUAUGUUGCACCAACACUUUCAUUUGCUUUCUGGGCUUUGUCCGAUGCAGGAACAAAUGUGAAUCACUUUGAACUGACCUUGUGGUGAAUUAAUUCAUUUUCCUUCUUGUUACAGUUGGCAUCUGAAGCAGUAUAAUGAAGAACAAAAUGAUCACUUUUGCUUUCAUUCUCUCAUCUGUAAUGAUUUUCUGUUGUUUCUGCUUCCCUCAACUGUUAUCUUUUUUCACUUGAUUCAAUAGAACCAUCACUUGAAAGGAUCAAAACAAACAGAAUAAUCCAUGCUCACUGAAUUCUGAACACUGCAGAAUUAGUCUAUUUUCAGUGAGUGUGUUUCACAUACUUACAACAGGGGAUAAUAAUUCACUUCUAAUGCUCUAAAUAAUGGAAAUAAAGUGUUGCAUAGUUGCAUGCCGAUAUAAGGAAUGAAGUUUUCCCCCCCGCUGCACAGUUGAGAAUUAAUCCAUAAGAGCAGGAAAAAAGUGCUUUUCAUAUAUUUUUCCACCAACAAGAGUAAAAAAAUAAUGCCAGGCUAAUAAGGCUAGACAAAAAAGUCUUGUUGCUUUUGAAGAAGGUUCAGAGUUCAUGGUGUCUUCUUACAAUUGCUAAUUGUAAAUAUGUUAGUGAUCCUAAUUCUUUAGGAUUACUUAAUUAGGGAUCUUUAGUCCAAAGUUUUUACAGAUGCUGCUGCUCUAUGUUAAGAGAAAUAAGAAAUAUUUAUUAUUCUAAAGGAAACUAUAUUUAAAGAAAAGUUGUAUGUUAUGUUUUCACAUUGUUAUGUAGCCAUAAGCUGCUGUUCUUUGUCACUGCAAAAGUGCUGUGAACAACCUUAAAAUGAAUGAGGGCAUCUUCCUUUUUUUUUUUUUUUUCAAAAGCAGACAUGUUGUGCUGGGAAAUUUAUCCUUCCCAGAGAUUGACUUGAUUUCAUUCUGCCCUCUUGGGGGGUCACAAUUAGAAAUGUCACAAUUAAGAUAUGUGCUCUGGUAUAGUGAAUUUGCAGAGUUCUAAAAAGCUGAGCUCUGUCAUAUUUGUAAAAUAAAUUUAUGUAAUCUGCGAUGAAUUAGAAAGUAACUUGGUAUAGAAGUACAUUUUAUGAGAUUUACGGUACUUGUUUUAUGGUGCAACAUUUUGUUUAAAGUUGUUUUUCUAACGAGUUAGGCAUUAAGUAAUGCAAUUGACUGGCAUUUCUAUAUGUUCUUUUUGCUCCAUGCUCCACACCAACUAUGGGGGAAGGAAGGAAAAAGACAUCCAUAUGAGUUUAGGGAUAAGUUAGGCUCUGGGCACAAGUUCUUUCUUUCCAUUGUCAAAAAACAGGCUGAGAAUUCACCUCUAUGCAUAUUUUAAUGGGAGUAAGCGUCAACUUUAGGAAGAUAUAUUUGAGUAAACCUGUUUAGAAUUGAACUGCCAUAUACUGUACUGAAGAAAGAAGAUCCUAUCCUCUCAUUCCUUCUGUCUUUCAUCUUAGAUGCUUUUGUAUGGUCAUUGCCUUUACAUAUGAAGGAUAUUUAGAGUUAAAAUAAUGGAAUGUUGACUUCCUAUAGUGCUCUGUUCUUAUAGGUUUUGCUUGCUUGUGGUCUAAGAUGGGGUAGAGAUUAUUAUUUCAGAUAGGCUCUGGAAUUUUCUGUUCCCUACUGCUUUGCAGAAAUGAGCAGAAAAUUAAAUCUUUUGUCUUCUAGCAUGUAGUUUAUCUUAAUGGCUCAAACUAAGAAAUUUAUUUAAAUUGACUGAAAAGUACCUUUUAAAAUUUAUUUUCAAAGUACUUCUGAUAUUGUUAAUCAUUAUUGGUCCACUGAAGAAUACACAUCUAAGUUCAUACCUAAAUUGCUCCUUAAGUAGAGUGUGCGUGCUUGUUUUGGGGCUCAGAAUGAUAGAAACAUCCAAACUACUUUAAAAUUGAUUGCCAGAAAGAGGCUCUAACCCAUAGUCAUAUCUGCAUAAAAUAAGGCUUCGUUUCCUGAGCCUUUUAGCUUUUUAAUCAAAAUAUUAUAUGAAUAUAAGAAAAAAAGCAUUCCUUAUUAUUAUUCAUGAGAUAUCAGAUGAUGUAGAUCUAUUUGUCUAAAGAAGAUUGGCUUUUCCAGCAUUGACUACAGGAGAACCUAUUCUUAUAAAUGAUGAUAUCCGAUAAGGAAAUUGCUGUGUUUCUACUGUUUCUAAUGUUCCUAAGUCACCUCUCAGCCAAAACUGAGAAUUUUUUUGCACAUUUACCUUGACACUCAAGUCACAAUGCUUAUUUUGGUUCCCCUUCAUUUUCACAGUAAAAUGCUGUGGCGAUUAAAGGAAUUUAGUCAAAUAUAGGUAGUCCUCAACUUACAUUCAUUAUUGACAUUUCAGAGCUAUGAAAAAGUGACAUUAAGGCCAAUCCUGUAAAUUGUGACCAUCGCACCACUGCUACUGCAGUCACAUGAUCACAAUUUGGUUGUUUAACAACAGGCUCACUUUUACAAUGGCUGCAGUGUCUUGCAGAUUCAUCAAAUUACUGUGUAAUUUGCUUAACACCGUGCUUAAAAGUGACAUAAAGUUGGGUCCAGUCACUUGAUGAAUCUGUUAACAAAGUAUUGCUUAGUGACCAAAUUUUUUGUCCCAACUGGUCGUAUUUUGAGAACUACUUGUAUAUUUAUUCUCAUAGUUCAAAACUAUAUAGAUAAUAUAAUUUCAAUAUCUUUGAAUAGAAUUACAAGUUACUCAUGUUGAUAUUCAUUUCCUGUUCAGUGUUUUUCGUACACUGAAAUAUGUACUGGAUUGUAUUCAUUGGCAUGAUUCUGAUAUUCUAUCAACAGAAUAACCCUUUGAAAACUUCACAGAAUUGGGGUCCUUGCAGGGGUGGGAAACAGCAAAAAGUAUGCUUAUAUAAUAUGAUCAGAUGCUGUUGUCUGAGUCUGGGUUCUUUAUUUAUUCUUUGAAGCAAAUCACAUUGGUUCUGCCGAAAUAUCAAUCAAACAUCAAUUUACUAUCCCACAUAAAUCCUCGUCAGGGAUCCAGUUAUAGAUCUUCAAAGGAUACAUUUCUGUCUAUGUACUUGCAUUACAGGGCUAUGAAUCAGAAUUUAUACAUAACAGGCAACAUUCAAGGGCACCAAUUGAAGGAAGAAGGUUCUUCCCCUGCAUUUAUUUGGAAACACUAUUCAAAAUAUUCCACUACACAUAUUCAUACAAUUUCCAAUAAAACUUUUAUGCUACUUUAAA